CCUUUCACAGUAGGAAUAGGACAAGUGCUGAGAAGAUGAGUGUCAAGGUGGAAACACACUUUGCCGAAUGUGUCUUAAAUGUAGGAAAAGUCAUCCUUGGGAAUAAGCAAAGGAACGAAAUGAAGCCUCAAUUGCAGAAGAAACAGAAUAAAAUCAUCAUGAAUGCAAUAUGUGCUCUACUGAAUUCUGGUGGCGGAGUGGUCAAGGCUGAGAUUGAGAACAAAGACUACAAUUAUGAAAUCCAUGGAGUAGGACUGAAAAUGCCUUCAAUUUUUAAAGGCUAUUUAGAUGAGAUGCAGCAGGGAGACCUCUUUUUUAUUUUUGUGAAGUCAUGGAACGCCGAGGCCUCUGGUGUACGGCUGGCAACCUUGUCCUCCAAUUUGUACCACAGAUACAGAGCAUCGACUGAUGUCAUGAAUUCUCAGGAAGCACUGACGUUCCUCAAAGGGAGAUCUCAGACUCCUGUGAAUACUAAUGAUUCCAAUUCGUUAAGUCCCCAGAAAGUUCGGGUUGGUGUACAAAAUGAUGGUAACAUAAGGGCCUCAGCUGCUGCUUUAUUUGCUAGAACUCACCUUCAGUUCCUAGAAAAGCUCAACUUUACUAAGUCCCUCCACGUUGAAUUUAAAAUGUUCUCAGCAGAGGUGUCCCAGUGCUUUAAUGAGAGUCUCCCCAGUUGUGUGUCUGCAUUUGCAAACACCGAAGGAGGGUAUAUAUUUUUUGGUGUGCAUGAUGAGACCAAUCAAGUCGUUGGAUGUGAAAAGGAGAAAAUAGAUCUUGUCACCUUGUGUCGCUCUAUUGAUUACUGUAUUAGGAAACUACCUGUCCAUCAUUUCUGUACACAGAGGCAUGAGAUAAAAUAUGCUGUCAAAUUCCUUGAAGUGCACAAUAAGGGGGCCCUCCAUGGAUAUGUCUGUGCAGUCAAGGUGGAACGAUUUUGCUGUGCAGUGUUUGCCAAAGUGCCAAGUUCCUGGCAGGUGAAGGACAAUCGUGUGAAACAGCUGGUUACAAAGGAAUGGAUAGCUUGGAUGAUGGAGGCUGAUCCAGAUCUUUCCAGAUUUUCUGAGAUGGUCCUUGCACUGAGUUUGUCAUCCACCACACCACGUAGCAGGACUGUGUGCACUCAUAAGAAUUUGGAAUGUCUGAAAGAACAGCAAAAACGUUACUUUCCAGUAUUAUCAGACAGAGUGGUGUAUACUCCAGAAAACCUCUACAAGGAACUGUUCUCAAAACAUAAAGGACUCAGAGACUUAAUAAAUAAGGAAAUACGCCCUUUCUCUCAAGGAAUACUGAUUUUUUCUCGAAGCUGGGCUGUGGACUUGGGUCUGUCAGAGAAGCAGGGAGUAAUCUGUGAUGCUCUUCUGCUUUCCCAGAACAACAUCCCACUCCUCUACACCAUCCUCAGUGAGUGUGAUGCAAGCUGGAAGAGCUAUUCUAUGACAGUCGCCCGUACCUUAAAGCAGAAGCUGGUGAACACAGGUGGCUACACUGGGAAAUUGUGCAUCACUCCCUUGGUCUUCCUGCUGAAUCCUGAUAGAACAGCAGAGACUCUUCAUUGUUCAGAUUUGCAAAUUUACCCCGAGUCCUAUAACCUUACAACCACCCAGGACAUAGAAGCUCUGUUACAGUCCCUUGUGAUAGUCUUGCUUGGGUUCCGAUCUUUCUUAAGUGAAGAACUGGGCUCUGAGGUUUUGAACAUACUCACAGAUAAACAGUAUGAGUUGCUGUCAAAGAACAUUCGUAUGACCAGAGAACUGUUUGUUCAUGGCUUACCUGGAUCAGGGAAGACCAUCCUGGCUCUUAGGAUAAUGGAGAAGAUCAGGAAUGUGUUUCACUGUCAACCAAGUGACAUUCUUUACAUCUGUGAAAAUCAGCCCCUGAGGAAGUUUGUGAGCAAGAAAAACAUCUGCCAGGCAGUGACCCGGAAAACCUUCAUGAAAAAUGACUUUCAAAAGAUUCAGCACAUCAUCAUUGAUGAAGCUCAGAAUUUCCGCACUGAAGAUGGAGACUGGUAUGAGAAGGCAAAAAACAUCACUCAGAGAGAAAAUGAUGGCCCAGGAAUUCUCUGGAUCUUCCUGGACUACUUUCAGACCAGCCACUUGAGCCACAAUGGCCUCCCUGCUCUCGAAGCCCAGUAUCCAAGAGAAGAGCUCACCAGAGUGGUCCGCAAUGCAGAUCCAAUAGCCAACUACCUACAAGAAGUAAUGCAGGAGGUCAAAGAAAAUCCUCCACCUAACAUCCCCUUGGGGUCCCUGGAGAUGGUUCAUAAAGCUAAAUGGGCUCAGGGUAUUCCAGGCAACUUUGAGAUUAUGGAGUACUUGGACUUGGAAGAGAUGGUUGUCCAAGUAGCAGAGAAAUGUCAGUUUCUCUUUAGGAAUGGUUAUUCUCCCAAGGACAUUGCUGUGCUUUUCAGCAAAGCAAGUGAAGUGGAAAAAUAUAAAGAUAAGCUCCUAAGAGCAAUGAGGAAAAGAAAAAUAUCUCAGCUCAAUGAGGAAUCUGACCUGUUAGUACAGAUCAAGGAUGCAUCAGAUAUCAUGGCCAAUCACAUUGUGUUGGAUAGUGUCCGACGAUUUUCAGGCCUGGAAAGAAAUAUCGUGUUUGGGUUCAACCCAACAGUGGCUGAGCCAGCUGUUUUCCACAAUCUUCUGCUCUGUCUGGCUUCCAGGGCGAAGAAACAUCUCUAUAUUCUGAAGGUUUCCAUUUGACAGGAAGAUCCCAGUCUAAGAAACAAUUAGGAAGCUCUCAUCUCUAGUUAACCAUGAAACCAUGUGACCUAAACAUUUAAUCAUCAAAUAUUUAAUGAGCACUCACUCUGAGGUAUAUAUUCUUCUCGGUGCUGGGGGCGGGGGAUGAGUUAGUGAUAGGGUAGCGAAUAAGAUAGACAAGAUUCCUUCUUUGGGGCAGAGGUAAAUCAUAGACAAGUACACAAAUACAAGUACAAGAAUUUCAGAUAGUUACAUCAGAGUAGUAAUUGGAGGUGCCUGAGAUGCAGAGAGUAUGUGUGUGUGUGUGUUUACACAUACAUAGGUAAGUAGAUAGAGGGGGAAACUGGUUAUUCAGCAUGCUUGGGGAAGUGCUUAGUGAGGGAAGACAUCAUGAGAAGAUCUUUGAGCCAUGUGUGCCAGGUGGACUCAGAUAUUUUCAUUAUUUUUUUUUACAUUUUCACUAUUUUUAAUACAGCAGUGCACAGAAAUGCUUGAGUAAGAUGCACUGGGAGGGUAUGAAGGGCAGAGAGGGGUCAUGUGUCUGCCCUUUUAUGGGCCAGAAAUGGUUGUACAAUAUUUCAAAAUGUAAGAUCAGAAGGUACAAACUGUUAAUUUCUUAUAAACCAUAUUACAUGAUUCUUUUCCAUUUUAUUCUUUUAAUGGUGUUAGUAAUUUUGAUCACUGUCUUUUAAAAUAUGUUAUGCAUGUCUUUUGGUUAUUUAGAAUCUCACCUCUUUAGGUCUGCUUUAGUAUUAGUCCUAUGGAGAAUCUUAGGUCACUGCAUGAAGGUAAGAUUCCCACAAUUCCCCAGGGAGACACAUUGUGUUUUAUUUAUUAAUUUUUUUUUAAAGGGUCCCUAAGAAGAUGAAUGUACUGGACUCAAAAGUUACAUUUUGCUUUUCAUUUAACUUAAUAACCAAUGAAAUAAAGUAAUUCCAACA
This is a messenger RNA of Leptonychotes weddellii (Weddell seal), 3643 nucleotides long. NCBI's taxonomy places the organism in Eukaryota, Metazoa, Chordata, Mammalia, Carnivora, Phocidae. The record is from RefSeq and is a predicted model, not a curated record.